CCGCCCGGCCCGCCGCCGCCUGUCAUCCUCGGGGUGCAGGGCUGCGGCCCCCGCGCUGCCAGCACUUCCGCAAACGUAACUGGAGUCGGGAAAACAAAGGCGCUGCCCGGGAGCCCUCGCCGGCCGCGCACAGCCGCUGCGGAAGGCGGGGGCGCGGGUGGGCCCCGCGGGGCCAGGCCCUGCAGCGCCGGAUCCCGCCGUCGCUGGGAGACCACGACUCAGGAUUUUGAAGGUCACAGACCCCAAUGGUAGUGGUAAGCCAUGGCUGCGGAUGAUAAAGUUGCUAUCCUAACUGAUGAUGAAGAGGAACAGAAGAGAAAAUAUGUGCUUGCUGACCCAUUCAAUGGCAUCUGCAGGGAACCAGAACCAGCUUCCAACGAAACCCCCUCCUCCACAGAGACGGCUGCUAUCCCCGAGGAGGAGAUAGACUGGAUAGAGAAGCACUGUGUGAAAAUAAACAAUGACCUUCUCAUUUCCAAGGUGUUUUACUUUUUCUUUUACUCCGCCUAUGGCUCUCUUUACCCACUCCUGCCUGUGUACUAUAAGCAGCUGGGAAUGUCCCCCAGCCAGAGUGGACUGUUGGUGGGUAUUCGAUACUUCAUUGAGUUCUGCAGUGCCCCCUUUUGGGGUGUAGUUGCAGAUCGUUUCAAAAAGGGCAAAAUUGUCCUCCUCUUUUCACUUUUGUGUUGGGUUUUGUUCAACCUGGGCAUUGGAUUUGUCAAACCCGCUACCUUGAGAUGCAUACCAAAGAUCGCUCCAACAGCUCACCCCACCAAUGUAAGUCACUCAGUAACUGUCCUGCCACUGAAUUCCUCCACCAUCACUUUCUUUACCACACCACUGAAAUCACGUGAGAAAAGAAACCUGCUGCGGCUGUCUGAAACCGAGCCCAAUAUCUCAGACACAGCUCUCCUCUCAACAGCGUUGGCUUUGACCAGUGAACCCAUGGUCCAGCCCGAGACAGAGGAGGUUACCCACCAUGCUAUGGACUUGAUUCUGAACACAAGCACAGCGAUUCCCACCCCCAGAGGAAAUGUCACCAGGGAGACAACCACUGCUGUUGUCACCACCACCAAAUCGUUACCAUCUGACCAAGUCACCCUUGUUUAUGACCAGCAGGAAGUGGAGGCGAUAUUCUUGGUUAUCUUGGUGGUUGUCAUAAUAGGAGAGUUUUUCAGUGCCUCUUCUGUCACGAUUGUGGACACGGUGACCCUCCAGUAUCUGGGAAAGCACCGAGACCGCUACGGGCUGCAACGGAUGUGGGGCUCCCUGGGCUGGGGCCUGGCCAUGCUGUCUGUGGGCAUUGGGAUUGAUUACACCCACAUAGAUGUGCUCAUUGAUGGGAAGGGGUGUAAACCCCCCGAGUACCGGAACUACCAGAUCGUCUUCAUCGUCUUUGGGGUUCUCAUGACCAUGGCCCUGAUCGUCGCCACGCAGUUCCGCUUCCGCUACAACCACUUCAAAAAUAGUGACAGUAAAGGGAAAGAGGUGGAGAUCCCGCAGGUGGAAAGGGACAACUCCACAGAGUCCUCCGAGGAGACUCCAACCGCUGCGACUCACUCGCAGGCCUUCAACUUCUGGGACUUGAUCAAGCUGCUGUGCAGUGUGCAGUAUGGCUCGGUGCUGUUCGUGGCCUGGUUCAUGGGCUUUGGAUAUGGCUUUGUGUUCACCUUUCUCUACUGGCAUCUGGAGGACCUGAAUGGAACCACAACCCUCUUUGGGGUCUGCUCAGUCCUGAGUCAUGUGUCUGAGCUGACCGCUUACUUCUUCAGCCACAAGCUUAUUGAGCUGAUCGGCCACAUCAGGGUUUUGUACAUUGGCCUGGCUUGCAACACGGCGCGAUAUAUUUACAUUUCCUACCUGGAAAAUGCCUGGACUGUCCUCCCCAUGGAAGUUCUUCAAGGCGUCACACACGCCGCCAUCUGGGCAGCAUGCAUCUCUUACCUCAGCGCAGCUGUGCCCCCUGAGCUGAGGACUUCUGCACAGGGCAUCCUGCAAGGCCUUCACCUGGGGUUGGGGAGAGGAUGUGGUGCCAUGAUUGGAGGCGUGUUAGUCAAUUAUUUUGGGGCUGCUGCAACCUUCCGAGGAAUUGGCAUGGCCUGCUUGGUGAUCCUCCUGCUGUUCGCCCUGAUCCAGUGGCUGGCAGUGCCGGACGACGAAGAAGACAAGACAAUGUUGGCAGAAAGGAUUCCUGUUCCCUCUAGUCCUGUUCCCAUAGCAACUAUCGACCUGGUACAGCAACAGACAGAAGAUGUCAUACCACGCAUUGAGCCCAGGCUUCCGCCCAAGAAAACCAAGCACCAGGAAGAACAGGAGGAUGUGAACAAACCAGCCUGGGGGGUCAGCUCUUCUCCCUGGGUGACCUUUGUCUAUGCUCUCUACCAAGUGAAAGAGAUAAUGCAACUGACAAAAGACAGCCGUGCUUCUGAGAUACAGCCUUUACAGGGGACCAAUGAGAAUUGGACAGUCUCUGCAGCUGCUGGAGCCCAGCGUGUCCCAUGUGAGACUCACUCUGACCUACCUAGAAACCAGCCAUUGCCAGACACAGCAGCAUUUCAAACACAGUCCAGCCCCACUCAUCCUAAUGCUGCCCCACACACAGAGGAGAGUGGGGAGCAGGAGGCUCAGCCCACUGCGGGAGAACACUGAGGGCUCCUAACAUCUCACACCUGCAUGGCACCCCAGCCAGGACAGAGGGUGAGGACCCAACCCUGAACAUGCCUGCCCAAGGGGAGAACCACACUGCAUAUGCUUCUAAAUAUCUAUUUAUGACUGUGGAAACACACACACACACACACACACACACACACACACACACGAGCUACAGCACAUACUGGCAGGGAGAAGGAAAUCUCCAUGGUCCUGUAGAGAUGCAGAACAACGCUGAGUGAGGACCCCUGCUCGUGGUUAGUUAGGUCUGACCUAACUUCUUUGCCAGGGUGUAAGGGUGGGAAGCAGAACUCACCAAGUUGGGAGAAUGAGAGAGUCUCAACGUGAACAGGGAUUUCAUCUCCCUUUUCUGAUUAUUUAUUCUAAAUAUUGGGUUCUUGGGGAGAAGAGAGAGGAAAAGAGUGUAUCUAUAGUUUUAUUUGACUUGAAGAAAAACAUUUUAAAAAUUAUAAGACAUAUUUAAAAGGGAACCAGAUGGAAGCUAGCAGAACAUAUGCUUUUUCUGUUGUUUAAAAAGUUCAAAAUUUCACUGAACUUUGCACAUCUCUAGCAAAUAUAUUUUUAUAUGCAUAUGGUAUAUAGUGAAAGUAGUUCCUUGAGUAGCAAAACUGUUAUUGACUACUGCACACUGAGUUGAGAUUUAAAAUGCCUUUGUUGCAAUGGGCUGUGAGAAUGAGCAGAAGUGAAAGAACAUUUCACAGAAUCCAACCAACUCAGUAUCCUAAGACUUGACAGACAGGCUUGACUAAGCAGGUCCUACUGUAACAGCCCCUGUCACUGUAUUUCAGAGUGACUCGGGGGUCUAAUUAGCUAAUGAAUAAAAAUCAAUUCACUGGAUUCCUAAGCAUUAAGUUUAAAAGUAACAUUUACACUGAACAAGAUUAUUUAAGUGCCUGGGGGAGGGACGCAAUGCUUAAACAUUACAUGGUAGGUCUGUUUUGUUUGGGAGGUAGUAAAUGGGAAGCCAGGAAUGAGAAUUCUGGGAAUAAGAGCAAUGACUUUCUGAUGACUUAAGAAACAAACCUUAGUAUAUUCUCCCCCAAAUCACAGUCAUACACUGGAACCUUUUAGCUUUGGGCUACAGCUAUACCAGCACAGACAGGAGGUCUGGGUGGUCACAUACAGAGCUUGGUCCUGCAAGGACAGCAGAGGCUGAGAGAGGCUGCGGAGGUGUGGGGAAGGGGGUGCUAAAUGAAGGGCAGUCAUAUUGUGGAUACACACUGAGGGUGAAAACCAGAGAAGGGUUAGGGAAGGGAAACCCAUGGUCGCCUCCAAGCCUGAAGGGCUCUAAUGUGGAGGCUCUGCGUGCCAGCUCUGCCUGCCCCUUCAUCUGGGAGACCUUCUACACGUGGGCAUCUAGCCUCAUCACAAAACACAGCUGAAAAUGAGGGAAACAAUUAAGCAAAUGGUUGUUUUGCACUAGAAUGGUACUGUACUUUCAAUCAUCAUGACUCAUUUUAAGUGACCUUUAAAAUCAGAUGUAUUUAUUAUGCUUGUGAAAUUACAGAAAUGAAGUGGGAGACAGGCUGAGCCCCACCUAUGAAUGUACAGAAUGUGGAUCUGUGAAGCUGACUGUAGGGAGUCAGAACCUUGUCUCUUGUGUUUACAGUUCUGGUUGAUGUCUUUGAAAAGCCUGCUGUUUUUGGCGAUGCACAGUGGAUGUGUAGAAAUAAAAAGUAAAUACCACUUUAAAAUAUUUCUUAAAUGAAAAACAUGUGACCAAACAAGUGAAAAAUCCUCUGCUGUGAUGAACGACACCAAAUUCAACAUGCCUUUGUUACAAAAUGUUUACUGUAAGCGUCGAUCCAACAAUGCAGUAAUUUCCAGCCUUCUCAGCUGACACUCCUAAGUUUGUGGACUUUGUGACUUUUUCUUCCUGUCCUUAAAGUGCCAUAUGUCACUUAAAAAUAUUAAAAUGAAUUCCUAUUAAA
Psammomys obesus (fat sand rat) is the source of this 4601-nucleotide messenger RNA. RefSeq names its product major facilitator superfamily domain containing 6 (gene Mfsd6). Gene Ontology annotation, cellular component: plasma membrane. Lineage: Eukaryota; Metazoa; Chordata; Mammalia; Rodentia; Muridae. Gene Ontology annotation, biological process: antigen processing and presentation of exogenous peptide antigen via MHC class I. The transcript is spliced from 7 exons. The record is from RefSeq and is a predicted model, not a curated record. Bases 262 to 2649 code for a protein of 795 amino acids.